AUGGUGGUCAAGACCGUCGGCUAUAUUGGCCUUGGCAAGGCUGGAGCGUCCAUGGCAUCGAACUUGCCACGAGCAGGUUUCCGUCUUAUCGUGAGAGACGCCGACCCUGCGCGCGAGCAAAGGUUUGCUCAAGAGAAUGCCAACACCUUUGUUGCCGAGCCCGGCGUGGACGGCUUCAAGGAAUGCGACGUGGUUGUCACCAUGCUGCCCCAGGGUAAAGUGGUCAGGGAGGUGGUACUUGGGAAGGACGGGAUCGCCCGGGGCUUGAAGCCAGGCACCAUCAUAGUCGACACCUCAUCGUCGUCCCCAUUCGACACGCAGAGCCUAGGCAAGGACCUGCACGCGCUGGGGUUCGUGCUGGUCGACUCGCCCGUGACACAAGCGCACCUGCACGACACCGACAACGGCAACGCCACGCUGAUGGUCGGAUCAAACUCACCGGAUGCCGUGGGCCGAGUGCUGCCAGUGCUGCGGGCGAUGGCCAAAUACGUGUUCCACAUGGGCCACCUCGGGGCCGGCCACACGAUGAAGACGCUCAACAACUACGUCAGCGCCGCGUCCAUCGUGGCCUUGUCCGAUGCACUGGUCAGUGGCCAGAAGUUUGGCCUGGAUCCCGUGCAGAUGAUCGAUGUGUUGAAUGUGGGAACUGGGCGCAAUUUCUCCACCACCGACAGUUACGCCUCCGAUGCGCUGCCCCGGAAGUAUGCGUCGGGGUUCCAGCUGGCCCUGUUGAUCAAGGACGUCGGCAUUUCCAAGGAAGUCUUUGACAAGCUCGACUUCGACACGGAGUUGCCCGAUCUGAUUCUCAAGUAUUUCAAGGAUUCAAUGGCCACGCUCGAGCCCACGGCGGACCACACGGAGCUCCUGAAGCAUUGGGAGAAGAGAGCUGGGCUUGAAUUGAAGACCGGCUCGCCCAAGGGGUUGACAGUUACCGCGGUGAAGCAUUGA
This is a messenger RNA of Capronia epimyces CBS 606.96, 948 nucleotides long. RefSeq lists its product as uncharacterized. The transcript is spliced from 2 exons. Gene Ontology annotation, molecular function: oxidoreductase activity, acting on the CH-OH group of donors, NAD or NADP as acceptor; NAD binding; NADP binding. Bases 1 to 948 code for a protein of 315 amino acids. The record is from RefSeq and is a predicted model, not a curated record. Lineage: Eukaryota; Fungi; Ascomycota; Eurotiomycetes; Chaetothyriales; Herpotrichiellaceae.